Messenger RNA from Bursaphelenchus xylophilus (pine wood nematode), 2044 nucleotides. The record is from the annotation of a GenBank genome assembly. NCBI's taxonomy places the organism in Eukaryota, Metazoa, Nematoda, Chromadorea, Rhabditida, Aphelenchoididae.
AUGUCCCAGGCCAAUGAUCCACCCGCCCCCGCCGAGGCGCCGCCGGCCGCGCCCGAAGCCGCCGCCGGCGGUCCGCCGGCCGGCGAAGUGCGCUCGCUGAGCGACAUUGACGAGGCGCUCAAGAAGACGCUCUACGACAGCAGCGGCAACCCGCUGUUGUGCAUGGCGUUGGCGAAGAUCGAGGGCAGCACCGGAGUCAAGAGGGAGAGGGUAAUUUGGGGGAAAUUUUGAGGGAAAUCGAGGAGGGUCCGAUGUGAAAAAGUACUCAGAUCUUCUCUACAAGAUCUUUGGAAGUCUUUAGACAUUAAAAAGACAAAAAUUUAAACUUAAUUUUCCGUCCUAAUGCCGGUCGUCUCUAAUUUUAGGUCAUUUUACCCCAAAAAAACUCAUUUUCAUUUGCAAAGAUCCACUCCUUUACAAAGUUCGUCUAGCCUUAAGUCCGAGAACAGCCUGAUUUUUGUCCCCAAAGGGCAUUCCCGCCCUAUAACCCCCAAAAAAACCAUCCAUUUUUCACCAUUUUGACCUCGUCUAAAAUAAGGUCAUUUGGUCCUAAAAACUAUUUUUUUUCAAUGUUUUUACUUCAAUAGCCUCUUUAUUAUACCAUAUAGAGUUUAUACCUUCUAUUUACCACCUUAUAAACUAUAUUUUCCCCAAAAAAAUGUCAAUUUCCCCGUCUAAUCGCCGCAUUUUUCAGAUCGCCUAUGGAGUUUUGGGCGUGGUCGGUCUCUACUUGAUUGUGGGCUCGCUGGCCGAGCUGAUCUGCAACCUGAUCGGGUUCGCGUACCCGGCGUACGCGUCCGUGAAGGCGGUGCGCACCGAGGGCAAGGAGGAUGACACCCAGUGGCUCAUCUAUUGGACCUGCUUCGCCUUCUUUUCGCUGAUCGACUUCUUUGCCGAACGCAUCUGCAGCUGGUUCCCCAUCUACUGGCUGGUCAAGGUGGGUGCGGGGAAAUCUUUUGUUUUGGGCGGUUGGAAAGCGAUUUAGCGGGCUGAAACGGAAUGCCAAAGUGGUUUAAACGGAAUGCCAAAGGUUUUAAGGGUUUCGUGGCGGGACCCAGAAUUUGUAGGAAAAUGUAUGAGGGUUUAGAAAAGUGAAUUUAUUAUCCAAUGUAGUAAAUUUUGAAGCGAUUUAGCGGGUUGAAACGGAAUGCCAAAGAGUUUGAAGGUUUUCGUGGCGGGACCGAAAAUUUUUAGGAGAUUUUAAAAGGGUCUAUAAAAGUCGACUAGCUAUUCAAUACAGUAAAUUUUGCAGCGAUUUGGCUGUUUGAAACACAAAGCCAAAGGGUUUGAAGGAGUUCGUGGCGGGACUCAAAAUUUUUAGGAAACUUUAAAAGGGUUUAGAAAAGUUGACUAGUUAUUCAAUCCAGUAAAUUUUUCAGCGAUUUAGCGAGUUGAAACGGAAUGCCAAAGGUUUGAAGGUUUUCGGGGCGGGACUCAACAAGUCGAUAAAGUUGUAAAAUUACGUUAUUUAUGAGGCUUUUUGGUUUUUAGAAUAUGCAAACUGACCAAUUUAAGAGUCAAAAUGCGAUGCCAAGCUGUGGCAAUGCCUUCGUGGUGGGACCCAAAGAAAUUUUUUUUCAUUACAAAAAUGCCGUUUCUGAACUUUUAUAGUUGUUAAAAUACGAUUAGCGAUUAUAGUUCUAUUAGUUAUUUUGAAGGUUGAAACACAAUGCCAAGUACCAAAAAUAUUUCGUGGUGGGACCCAAAAAACACUUUUUUCAUUACAAAAAAUUGUCUGAAUUUUUACAGUUGCUAAAAUACGACAAAAGUUUCUAGAGAUAUAUUUUGAGGGUUGAAACACAAUGCCACGCACCAAAAAUAUUUCGUGGUGGGACCCAAGAAAUUUUGAAAAUUUUCCAAAAAUGACGUCAUUUCAAAAAUUUUUUGCAAAUGCUAAUACACGUCUUCUUUUCAGACCAUCUACCUGAUCUACUUGGCCGCGCCGCAAACUCGUGGCGCGCUCCGAAUGUACAAGAAGGUGGUGGAUCCGGCCGUCCACAAAAUCGACGAAAUCUGGGAGCAGUACAGCAAGAAACUCGAAUAA